AUGGAAAACGCACAUCUAUACAGUCAAAGAAACGUAAUCUUGCAAGUCCCGUUUUACUCCAUUCAUUCGAUAACAACAUUUCAUAUCAAACGACGUAAACACAAGUAAAGUACCUAGUUGAUAAAGUUGCAAAAGGUGAAGUAAAUAGGUGCAAUCACCGAAUUACCUACUUCAGUCAGAAGGAAAAAAAAAUAAGCCAAGUCACUCACCGAAUUAUUCCCUCAGAAGUUGAUGAUAAUGUUUCGCACAAUGUUAAAUCAGUCAUUGGUCCAGAGCUCGAAGAUGAACGCCUUAAAUCAUCAGCGGAAUCUGUGCAGUCAAGUCAGUGGCAAAAGGUUGCAAGGGAAGGUUGCUGUUGUCACCGCUUCCACCGAUGGAAUCGGUUUUGCCAUCGCCGAGCGACUUGGCCAGGAAGGGGCCAAAGUUGUGGUCAGCAGCCGGAAGGAAAAGAAUGUGGCCGGUGCUGUGGUUCAGCUCGCGAAGGCUGGAGUCGACGUGAUUGGGGUCAAAUGUCAUGUGGGCAAUGCCGAGGAUCGAAAGGCUCUGUUUGAGAAAGCUGUCGAACGCUAUGGAGGGAUCGAUAUUCUGGUUUCGAAUGCUGCCGUUAAUCCGGAAGUUGGGGCUGUACUGGAUGCCAGUGAACAGGCCUGGGAUAAGAUCUUCGAGGUCAAUGUUAAGUGUUCGUUUUUGUUGGCUAAAGAGGUGCUGCCUUAUAUCAGGAAACGAGGCGGUGGGGGAAGUAUUGUGUUUGUUUCUUCGAUUGCCGGAUUUCAGCCGUUUUCGUUGCUUGGAGCUUAUUCGGUGAGCAAGACGGCCUUGUUUGGACUGACUAAGGCAGCCAGUCAGGAUUUAGCCUGCGAGAACAUCAGGGUCAACUGCAUUGCUCCGGGAAUCGUCAAGACGAAAUUUGCCGCUGCUCUUCACGAAUCGGAAUCAGCACGGGACCAAGCUCUGGAAAAGAUACCGAUGGGAAGAUUUGCCCAGUCUCACGAAAUUGCCGGCGUUUGUGCUUUCCUGGUUUCGGACGAUGCCAGCUACAUCACCGGAGAAACGAUCGUUGCUUCCGGUGGAAUGCCUUCGAGACUUUAAGAAGUGUCCACUAGGACUUAACUUAUUUAAUACUUUCUUAUUUUUUUAUGGGUUUUCAAAUGUAUAGGCUUUCGGAUGUAAAAAUUGUUGGUAAUAUUUAGAAUGUAUCAUCUUUAUACAACUUCA
Uranotaenia lowii is the source of this 1215-nucleotide messenger RNA. It is a transcript of the gene Dhrs4, whose product is annotated as dehydrogenase/reductase SDR family member 4. Bases 232 to 1089 code for a protein of 285 amino acids. The transcript has 3 exons. The record is from RefSeq and is a predicted model, not a curated record. NCBI's taxonomy places the organism in Eukaryota, Metazoa, Arthropoda, Insecta, Diptera, Culicidae. Gene Ontology annotation, molecular function: carbonyl reductase (NADPH) activity.